Molecule: messenger RNA, 1354 nt
Organism: Monodelphis domestica (gray short-tailed opossum)
Lineage: Eukaryota; Metazoa; Chordata; Mammalia; Didelphimorphia; Didelphidae
Gene: C1QTNF2
Product: C1q and TNF related 2
Molecular function (GO): protein binding
Source: RefSeq, a predicted model, not a curated record
CAGGAUGGGAAAACUAUGCUUUGGGCAAAAGGAGCCAGAGGCUGGAGCUGUGAGCGCUGCUGGGAGAAGCCGGGAUACAUCAGGACUUGGAGAAACAGUGGCAACCGUGGCAAAAGCUUGUGGGCCCUCAGUUGCAGCACAGCCUGGGCAGAGAGCUGUCUGCAGCCACCUAGAUUCCCCAUGGCCCAGGAAUUGAGGGCUCGUGGCAUGAUGGAUGCCUGAGACCCUGAGGAAUCCUCUGGAAAAGACUGGCCCUGGAAGGACAUUGACGAGCUGGACGGUGUCCAAAGGAAGGCAACCAGAGAUGGUAGCCACCAUGAUUUCCUGGGUGUUCUUGGCCUGGGCCAUCCCCUGUGCCACCAAUCAACUCCUCAGUGCCUUCACCCAAGGAGAACUCCAGAAUGAUCCCCCCAAGCUCAUCUGCAGCAUUCCAGGGCCCCAGGGUCCCCCUGGCCUUCCAGGAGCCCCAGGACCUUCAGGCAUGGUGGGCAGGAUGGGCUUCCCAGGCAAAGAUGGUCAGGAUGGGAAGGAUGGAGAAAAGGGUGAAACUGGAGAAGAAGGUGCACGUGGUCGAAUAGGGAACCCCGGGAAACCAGGACCGAAGGGCAAAGCAGGGGCAAUUGGACGAGCUGGACCCAGAGGUCCCAAGGGAAUCAGUGGGAUCCCAGGGAAACAUGGUGCCACUGGGAAAAAAGGACCCAAGGGGAAGAAGGGGGAAACAGGAAUGCCAGGGCCCUGCAUCUGCGGUGCUAACAGAGCCAGGUCUGCAUUCUCAGUGGCUGUCACCAAGAGCUACCCUCGGGAGAGGCUGCCAAUCAAGUUUGACAAAAUCCUGAUGAAUGAAGGUGGCCAUUACAACGUGUCCAGUGGCAAGUUUGUCUGUGGUUUUCCUGGUAUCUACUAUUUCACUUAUGACAUCACUCUAGCCAACAAGCACCUGGCCAUUGGACUGGUACACAAUGGACAGUACCGGAUCCGGACAUUUGAUGCCAACACUGGAAACCAUGAUGUGGCAUCUGGCUCUACCAUCCUAGCCCUGAAGCAAGGGGAUGAAGUCUGGCUACAGAUCUUCUAUUCAGAGCAGAAUGGACUCUUCUAUGAUCCUUACUGGACAGACAGCCUAUUCACCGGCUUUCUCAUCUAUGCUGACCAAGAUGAUCCCAAUGAGUUGUAAAAGGUGCUGAAGGGAAGGGGAAACCAUCACCCAGGGGAAGGAAGCCAGUGAAGAACCAGUUUCAGGUUGAGCUUUGCCAAGUCCCCUUGGAAUGUGACGAUCAUUCCAAGUUCUUGCUGAGUAAACUAAUUCCCUCUGUAUCUUACUCCCACAACAUUAAACUAGAGCAUUUGAAGAGUU